Xyrauchen texanus (razorback sucker) is the source of this 1489-nucleotide messenger RNA. RefSeq lists its product as uncharacterized. The coding region runs from base 127 to 1275 and encodes 382 amino acids. The transcript has 2 exons. Lineage: Eukaryota; Metazoa; Chordata; Actinopteri; Cypriniformes; Catostomidae. The record is from RefSeq and is a predicted model, not a curated record.
GGUUUGCCUGUUAUUAAUGCUUUGUCCCUCUCUUGGCCCAGGUACACUAGAUUCGAUGACCCUUGGAAGGAGACUGCACAUGUUGAGCGUUGUUUAGGUAAAGAAAUUCAACAGUGGUUUGUUAAGAUGUUUCCUCCUGGAGAUGUUGAUAAAUGUAGAGAAAUUUCUGAGAAGCUCACCGGUGUGAAGAUGAUGGAGAUACCCUGGGAGGUGUGUAAUGCUUCUUUUGUUAAGUCAGGUUACACUUGGGCUAGUUUUUCUGAUGUGUUGCACCAGUAUGAGUUUGCUAGGAACCUUGCUAACAGAACUGUUUUCAACAUGGAUCACUUGCAUGAUUACCUUGAAGAUAAAUGUUAUAAUCCUACAUCGAUGGCUUAUAAUGUGACAGCAUGGAUGCACUUGCAAGUGUUUAAACUGAAUAUUGAAAUGAUGUACACUCGAGCAAAGACUAGUCUGGUACCUUUAAAGUAUGAGGAGCUGUUGUGGGACAAUUAUAAAUCAUUUCAGGUGAGGAUGUGGCCUCAGUUGUCCGAUGUAGCUAUUGGAGAUGAGUGGUUUGACAGGGCAAAACAAUUUAGACAAUUUCUGAGUCCAAUUCCUUCAGUACAGGAAAUCAGAGAUCUAGAGUCUAAGGCUCCAUCAGAGGACUGUGCUAAACACAGGUUGACACACCCCAUGGGUCCUGCAUGGCGUCCAGUUGAUAAGAGUAAGAAAGCUAACGAAGCAGAGCUGUCUCUUUGUGUUGCAGAGUUGAAGCAGAAGACUGAAUAUUUUCCUCGGUUGAAGGCGCAAACAGCUCGGCAGAAAUGUAUCACUGCAUUUCUGGAACAGAUAAAAACUAAUGAUCCAUUUGCAGGUUAUGAGUAUUUGAAUUCUGUAUGGCUUAAAUCUAAGGGCACUCCAUGGUAUACUGAUUCGGAACCUCCGUCUGCUAUAGCAGUAGCAUUGGUUUUGGCUUUUUCGGUAGGAGCAAUAUUUACUGACAUGACGGAAAGAGUGGAGGAAUAUGUGGAGGAAGCUUGGGAGGAGUUUGUGGCUGCGUCAGAGGAUUUGGUCAUGGGAGCUGUUAAAUAUGUGUUAUAUGCUUUUGGAGCUCUUUUGGGAGUGGGUGUCCUCUGUCUGUGUGUGUGGAUGUGUGUUCGUUUCUGUUUUUCUUAUGUAUGCAGGUCUGCUUGCAGUAACUUGAACCCUUCCGAGGAGGAGAACCGACUGAGAAAACUGACGACAUGCUUGAAAGAGAAACUUAAGAAGGAUAACAUCCAUGCCCUGUUGUGAGUGGAAGGUGGGAGAGCCUUCGCGUGGGGACUGGGAAUUUUUAGUAUCCAGCAUGUCCGCAAUGAGGCGAAGAGACAAGUGUGACCCGUCAGGGAAGCAUGCGUUACCACUCCACCUUCCGUAGUGACCUCACUUGGUAGACCAGACGUGGCGGUAUUGGACCCCACAUUGGUCUAAAACGGGGGACUGAAGGGUGAGGGUCAAAAUCCCUUGU